AUGAGUUCGGUCCCUAAGCCCUCUCUCCGCACGGAGCAUCUCGAACGCACACACAUUUUGCAGCAGAUUCUCCGAGAUGUCGACGCCUACUCUUCCGAAUUCGACAAGGUCGACUACGAUUCCCUCAAGCAAGACGUCCUAAGGCCUGUAUUGGCCGAAACAUUCGACCCGGAGACCCAAAUUCGCGGGUUCUUAAAGACGUUCAGACACACUCCUGCCUAUAAGAGUGCGUUCUCUCAGAUUGAGAGCCAGGAACUCAAGGACCAGAUUGAGAAGUUCAUCGACGGAAAAGGCGCAAAAGAUGUUGUUGGAACAGACGGUUUCCACCUCCUCGCGCACAAAAGCCCGCCCGUGCACCACCAUUUCUCUCUUCUCGCUGAGCUAAAGAAGUUGAUGCUAGGCGUCGUCGGACUCAACGACGCUGUCAAGGACGUGCUGCACCCCAAACACAAACAUGUCAAAGACCUUCCCAUCGUGUACGAAGAUGCCGCGAGCAGCAAGGUCGUCGAGGUAGGUACCAAUUGA
This is a messenger RNA of Bipolaris victoriae FI3, 525 nucleotides long. RefSeq lists its product as hypothetical. Lineage: Eukaryota; Fungi; Ascomycota; Dothideomycetes; Pleosporales; Pleosporaceae. Bases 1 to 525 code for a protein of 174 amino acids. The transcript has a single exon. The record is from RefSeq and is a predicted model, not a curated record.